AGUCACAAUUGAAUUGUUCUUAUUUUUCACAUAUUUUUAUUUUUAUAUAUUUAUAUAUUUAUGAGAACCUUCAUAGAAAGUACAUCAAAUUUUCUUAGGCAUUAAUGGCUUACUUCAAUGUGUCUUAAAGUGAAAAUGAAACCCAAGUUGGCUUUUUUAUUCAAAGCUUCAAAAUCAAAAUAUGGACCCUCAAAUUCUGCUCUUGUCCAUUUCACUCCUAAUUUUCAUGGCUGAAUAAACUCAUUAUAUAUCUUCUUCUUUUUCUUCCAUUUGUAAUGACAAAAAUGAAAUGUGAAUGUUUUGAUUUUUGAGUGUCAAGAAUAUGUGUGACAUUAUUAGAUUCUAUUUUCCAUUAUAAAAAAAGUGAGAAAAUAAAAACCAAGUUUUUUAUUCAGAUCAUUCAACAACACCAUGAAAAGUGUUAUUGUUUUUCUUCUUCUUAAUUUUCUUGUGCUUCCAUUGAAGAUUACUUCCUCACCAAGAACACAAGCAGAGGCUCUCAUAACAUGGAAGAAAAGCUUAUCAAUGGAAUCAUCUUCUCUGGAUUCAUGGGACAGCAACAACAUCAUUAAUCUCUGCAACUGGACUAAUGUUGUCUGUGAUGUUUCCAAUGGAGAAAUCUCACAAAUAGAUCUCUCCAACUUGGAGCUCAAUGGAAAAUUGGACAACUUCAACUUCACUCCAUUUCUUAACAUCACUGUCUUCAACCUCAACAAUUGUAAGCUCUCUGGUUCCAUACCACCAGCCAUUGGUAAUCUCACCAAGCUCACUUUGUUGGACUUGAGUGACAAUGAUAUUGAAGGUGAAAUCCCAUUGGAGAUAACCCAAUUGUCAGAGCUUCAAUAUCUAAGUUUGUUCAACAAUUUUCUUGAGGGGCCAAUACCUUAUCAGAUCAGUAAUCUCAAAAAGGUAUGGUACUUAUCACUUGGAGCAAACAAUUUGGUGAAUUCUGAUUGGUCUAAAUUUUCAACCAUGCCUUCAUUGACUUACCUUGAUUUAUACUUGAAUUUGUUCAAUUCAACAUUCCCUGAUUUCAUAUCAAAGUGUAAGAACUUAACUUUCUUAGACAUGUCUCAAAACAGUUGGACUGGUUCAAUUCCUGAAUCUGUGUUUUCCAAUCUUGUCAAACUCCAAUCUUUCAAUCUCACCAAUAUUGGAUUCAAGGGUCAUUUGUCAGCCAACAUUUCAAAUCUUUCUCAGCUCACACACCUUCAUUUUCCAAAUAACUUUCUCAGUGGUGAAAUUCCUCAAGGAAUUGGUUUGUUGCAUAAUCUUGAGGUUCUUGAAUUGUAUAACAAUACCUUUAGUGGGAGUAUUCCUUCUUCUAUUGGUCAACUCAAGAAUCUUUUGACUCUUGAUCUUAGGAUGAAUUUCUUAAACUCAACAAUUCCUUCUCAGCUUGGUUCUUGCACUAAGCUCAGUUACUUGGCUUUGGCUGCAAAUAAUCUCAGAGGGGAAAUUCCUUUGUCAUUAUCCAAUCUGAAUAGUCUCACAGAAAUUGGUAUAUCAGAUAACAAACUUUCUGGCCCUCUCUCCUCUGAAUUAAUCUCUAAUUGGACUUCUCUCACCUCAUUACAACUUCAAAACAACACACUUAGUGGGAAAAUUCCAAAAGAAAUUGGCUUAUUGAAAAACAUCACCUUCAUUUUCCUAUACCAGAAUAACUUCACUGGUUCAAUUCCUACUGAGAUUGGUAACUUGGAGCAACUUGGAAGCUUGGAUCUUUCUGGUAACCAUCUCACAGGUCCAAUUCCAAAGUCUCUAUGGAACCUCAAAAACCUCAUUUCUAUCCAACUUUUCUACAACAAUCUGAAUGGAACAAUCCCACCAGAGAUUGAAAAUCUAGAACUCCUCCAAACUUUUGAUGUCAACACAAACCAACUUUCAGGAGAGUUACCAGUUACCAUUUCCAGCCUCAGAAACUUGGAGGGCUUCUCUGUUUUCACCAAUAACUUCAAAGGAAAAAUCCCAAAAGACUUUGGCAAGUUCAGUCCUAAUUUGAAUGUCAUUAGCUUUUCAAACAACAGCUUCAAUGGAGAAUUGCCACCCCAUUUGUGCAGCGGUUUAAAGCUCGAAACUUUAACUGUAAACAACAACAGUUUCACCGGAUCAUUGCCAGAAUGCCUGAGACAAUGCACCAACUUAACCAGAGUCAGACUUGACCAGAACAAUUUCACAGCAAACAUCACCAAUGCCUUUGGUUCUCACCCCAAACUUGAAUCAAUCUUUUUUGAUGAUAACCAAUUCAUUGGUCAAAUUUCAAGCACAUGGGAAAAAUGCAAGAAUCUCACCAGAUUGCAGAUGGGUCGAAACAAAAUCUCAGGUAAAAUCCCAUCUGAGCUUGGAAACAUGAAAAAGUUGCAAUAUUUGAGCUUGGAAUCAAAUGAGCUAAGUGGGGUUAUCCCAACUCAAUUGGGAAACCUUAGUCUCUUGUUUGUGCUUAAUCUAAGCAACAAUCAUUUCAAUGGGAACAUUCCUAGAAGCCUCUCCAAGCUAACAAGGCUUGAAAGUUUUGAUCUUUCUUCAAACAAUUUUUCUGGGUUAAUCCCAACUUGGCUCCAAGAUUACAGAAGCUUGUCAAGUUUGAAUCUUAGUCACAACAAAUUCUCAGGAGAAAUACCACAAGAGGUUGGAAACUUGGUUUCAUUGAAAUACAUGUUGGAUCUCAGCAGCAAUUUGUUAUCUGGAGAAAUCCCAUCAAACUUGGUAAAGCUUUCAUCUUUGGAAAUCUUCAAUGUCUCAAAUAAUCAACUCAGUGGUGAAAUCCCAUCAUCUUUCUCCAGCAUGGUCAGUUUAGUUUCGGUUGAUUUCUCUUAUAACAACUUGACUGGUGAAAUACCAACUGGGAAACCUUUCAAAAAUAAAAAUGCUUUCUUGGGAAACUCUGGUUUGUGCAUAGGAGAAUCUGGUGGAGUCAACAACAACCUGAAUCUGAAUCUUUGUAGCUCAACAACAAACAACAACAAAUCAAGCAACAACAACAGAACAACACAUAUUCUUAUUGGGGUUCUUGUUCCAAUCUGUGCUUUGAUAAUAUUUGCAAGUGUGACAGUCAUAAUUUGCUUACUGAGACAGAAAAACAGACUCCUUGAUGAUGAGAAUCAAAGCUCUGAAAACAACAAGUUUGAAGAAUCACUGAUAUGGGAAAAAGAAGGGAAAUUUACUUUCAGGGAAAUUGUUAAAGCCACAGAAGAUUUCUCAGAGAAAUUCUGCAUUGGUAAAGGAGGGUUUGGUAGUGUGUACAAGGCUGUUCUUUCUUCAAACACUGUUGCUGUCAAACGUUUGAAUGUAUCAGAUUCAAAUGAUGUUCCCAAGAGUUACAGACAGAGUUUUCUUAAUGAGAUCAAGACUUUGACUGAAGUUAGGCACAGAAAUAUCAUUAAGCUAUAUGGGUUUUGUUCAAGGAGAGGUUGUAUGUUUUUGGUGUAUGAAUAUAUACAAAGAGGAAGUUUGGCUAAAGUGUUGUAUGGCUUGGAAAGUGAAGAACUUGUUUGGGAAAUAAGGAUGAGAAUUGUUCAAGGAUUGGCUCAUGCUCUUGCUUAUUUACACCAUGAUUGUUCUCCUCCUAUUGUUCAUAGAGAUGUUACUUUGAACAAUGUUCUUCUUGAGUGGGAUUUUGAGCCUAAAUUGUCUGAUUUUGGUACUGCAAGAUUGUUGAGCCCUGAUUCAACUAAUUGGACUAGUGUUCAAGGGUCUUAUGGCUACAUGGCACCAGAAUUGGCACAGACAAUGAGAGUAACAGACAAGAGUGAUGUGUAUAGCUUUGGAGUUGUGGCAUUAGAAGUAAUGAUGGGAAGGCACCCAGGUGAGAUGCUUGAAUCACUCUCAUCAUCAUCAUCAACAAAAGCAUUGUCAAAUGAUACUGAAGUGCUUCUCAAGGAUGUCAUAGACCAGAGGUUGCCACCUCCUAAUGGAAAAUUGGCUGAGGCAGUGGUGUUCAUGGUGACUGUAGCUUUGUCAUGUGCUAGAACCAACCCGGAUAGGCGGCCAAACAUGAGGUUCGUGGCACAAGAGCUAUCGGCUCACACUCAACCUUACCUGGCUGAGCCUUUUGGCUCCAUAACAAUGAACAAGUUAACCGGGUUUCAAAAGUGAGAAAUGAAAUUGUAAGUAUUGGUGUUUUGAGCAAAAAAAAAAUUAGUUCUGUGAUAUGAUAUGAGUAGUGGCAGAUCUAGUUUAGAAUUGUGUAUAAUCUUAUAAAAUCUUAUAAUGUUUUAGUAUAAAGUAAGUGUGGAAAUAUAAGCUUGUAUUGCCAUAUGAUUUGUUAUGGUGAAAUGUUAAUUAGAUUAUCAAGAAUGAAAUUUUCUCUAUCAAGAUAAGACUUUUAUUAAGAUUUCAAA
This is a messenger RNA of Cannabis sativa, 4340 nucleotides long. RefSeq names its product MDIS1-interacting receptor like kinase 2. The record is from RefSeq and is a predicted model, not a curated record. NCBI's taxonomy places the organism in Eukaryota, Viridiplantae, Streptophyta, Magnoliopsida, Rosales, Cannabaceae. Gene Ontology annotation, biological process: protein phosphorylation. The coding region runs from base 412 to 4095 and encodes 1227 amino acids. Gene Ontology annotation, molecular function: protein kinase activity; protein binding; ATP binding. The transcript is spliced from 2 exons.